ACUCGUCUCUUUAUCAGUCUUUUUUUUUUUUUAAAUGGCAGAAGCCAGUAUUUCUGAGGCUCAGGAUCAGUUCAGUUGUUCAAUCCGUCUGGAUCUACUGAAGAAUCCAGUGACUAUUCCCUGUGGACACAGUUACUGUAUGGACUGUAUUACAAACUGCUGGAAUCAGAAGAGAAUCUACAGCUGUCCUCAAUGCAGACAAACCUUCACAACAAGACCUGUUUUAGGUAAAAAUGUGGUGAUUUCUGAAAUGGUGGAGAAACUGAAGAAUACUUUUCAAUUGUCUCAUGUCUCUGAUCAUUGUAACGCUGGAUCUGGAGAUGUGGAGUGUGAUGUCUGUACUGAGAGAAAACUGAAAGCAGUCAAGUCUUGUCUAGUGUGUCUGAACUCUUACUGUCAAAAUCAUCUCGACCAGCAUGAGAAUCUCUUUAAAAGUAAAAAACACAAAGUGAUUGAUGCCACUGGACGACUACAAGAAAAUAUCUGCAGAAAACAUGAUAAACAACUGGAGAUCUACUGUCGUACUGAUGAGCAAUGCAUUUGUUAUUUGUGUACGAUGGAUGAACACAAAAACCACGACACUGUGACAGCUGUGACAGAGAGAACAGAGAAACAGACCCUUUUGUUUGAGACACAAAUAAAGUUUCAAGAGAGAAUUCAGGAGAGAGAGAAGGAUCUUCAGGAGUUGAGACAGGCUGUGGACUCUCAUAAGCGCUCUGCACAGACAGCAGUGGAGGACAGUGAGAGGAUCUUUACUCAACUCAUCCGCUCCAUAGAGAGAAGACGCUCUGAGGUGACACAACUGAUCAGAGAUCAGGAAAAGACUGUAGUGAGUCGAGCUGAAGGAGUCUUGAAGCGUCUGGAGCAGGAGAUUGAUGAUCUGAGGAGGAGAGACACUGAACUGAAGCAGUUUUUACACACAGAUGAUCACAUUCAUUUCCUGCAGAGUUUCAAGUCUUUGAAUGUGGCUCCUGGAUCUUCAGCUUUUUCCAACAUUACUGUCAGUUCUCAACCCUCUUUUGAUGAAGUAAUAAAAACUGUUUCUAAGCUAAAAGAAAAACUGGAGGAUUUCUGCAAAGAAGAGAUUGAAAAUAUAUCUGGCAGAGCAACAUACAUUGAGAUCAUUGCUUACAAAGAACCCAAAACAAUGGAGGAGUUCCUACAAUAUUCCAGGCUGUUCUCUCUGGAUUUAAACACACCAUAUGAAUGCAUCAAGCUGUCUGAAAACAAUAGUGUGGCUACAUACACUAAUACAGUCCAGCGGUAUCCUGAUCAUCCAGACAGAUUUGACUUCUGGCUGCAGGUGUUGUGUAGAGAGAGUGUGUGUGGACGCUGUUACUGGGAGGUUGAGAGGAGCGGUGUGGUGGGUAUAUCAGUGUCAUAUAAGAGCAUUAAAAGGAAGGGAUGGGGUGAUGAUUGUAAGUUUGGAUUAAAUGAUCAGUCCUGGAGAUUGUACUGCACUGACUCUAAAUGCUACUUCAUUCACAAUAGCAAAUCCACCUAUAUCACUUCAUUGUCCAGGUCCUGUAGAAUAGGAGUGUAUGUGGAUCACAGAGCAGGAGUUUUGUCCUUCUACAGCGUCUCUGACACAAUGACCCUCAUCCACAGAGUCCAGACCACAUUCACUCAACCUCUCUAUCCUGGGUUUUGGAUCUAUUCAAACUCAUCAGUAAAACUCUGUAAUCUUAUAAAAUAGAAGAAUUUUUUUUUCAGCUAAUAGUGUUUUAUCACAACUUUGACCUUCAUGGUUAAUAACCUCUUUAAUGACAAUUCUAAUAACUGCAUGUCAUUUAUUGUUAGAUAGUUCUAGUCUGGAUUAAUCUAAUUAUGGUUAUGGUUACUAUUGUACUGACAUAUUUUAUGUAGGAUCAAGCAACACAGCUUAAGAGUUUAUUCAGAUUUUUCUGUAUUUUAGGUAUGGAUCCCUUUUGUAUUUCAUUCAGAUUCAUUUUUUCUUUUUUGUUAGAUGUACUUUUAUUUUUGCUUUUAAAAAGAAUGAGUGUCACAUUAUGUUGUCAUUCUAUAGUAUGAGGUUUAAUACUGUAUACUUUAUUGGUUUGACACCAUGGCCCGGUUUCACAGACACAGUCUAGCUUAGUGUCUCAAGUAAACCAUUUGUACUCACCCAUGGUUUGUUUUAAAAUUUGGAAGAACGUCAGUAACCAAACAGCUCUCACCCCCAUUUACUGCAUAGUAGGGAACAUUAGCAGCCUUCAAUAGGGUAUGAGAUCUGUUUGAUUACUGACAUUCCUCCAAAUAUCUUCCUAAGUGUUUAGCAGAAAAAAGAAACGUAUACAGGUUUGGGACAAUCUGAGAGUGAAAAAUGCCUUUAAAUAGUCUGAAGUAAAGUUUGGGGGAAUUUCCAAUUUCCCAGCCACCCACAGAGAUGAUUGUUAACCUGCUUCUCCAUUCCUUUCACACUUGUCAUAGGAAUUUCAAACGCUGUCAGCAUAACUAACUAUUGUUGCCUAGUUACACAUUGUGACCAUUAACUCCUUCUAUGUCAUUCAUGCUGUACAAUUUAAUUUGAGUAAUAAUGGUAUAGUAUAUUAAUAAACUAUUAUAUUAUAUUGUAUUAUAUUAUAUUACAUGGGUGAGUACAAAUGGUUUAUUAUAUUAUGGAGAUGGUGGUCUAGUGGGUUAAACCACUGGUUUAAAACACUGGUAAUCAAAAGGAUGCUGGUUCGAUCCCAGCAGCCCCCACCAGUGUGUCCUUGAGCAAGACACUUUACUGCAUGUUGCUCCAGGGGGAUUGUCCCUGUAAUAAGUGCACUGUAAGUCGCUUUGGAUAAAAGCGUCUGCCAAAUGCCUAAAAAUGUAAAUGUAAAUUAUAUCAAACUCUUCUACCGGUUUUAUGUUCUAUAACAGUGGUUUUAUUCUAAUAAUAAACAAAGGGAAAAUUU
Molecule: messenger RNA, 2903 nt
Organism: Triplophysa dalaica
Lineage: Eukaryota; Metazoa; Chordata; Actinopteri; Cypriniformes; Nemacheilidae
Product: tripartite motif-containing protein 16-like
Exons: 6
Coding region: 35-1696 (553 amino acids)
Molecular function (GO): zinc ion binding; protein binding
Source: RefSeq, a predicted model, not a curated record